Formica exsecta is the source of this 2279-nucleotide messenger RNA. RefSeq names its product ecdysone-induced protein 78C (gene Eip78C). Bases 214 to 1941 code for a protein of 575 amino acids. The record is from RefSeq and is a predicted model, not a curated record. NCBI's taxonomy places the organism in Eukaryota, Metazoa, Arthropoda, Insecta, Hymenoptera, Formicidae. The transcript is spliced from 7 exons. Gene Ontology annotation, biological process: regulation of DNA-templated transcription. Gene Ontology annotation, molecular function: nuclear receptor activity; zinc ion binding; sequence-specific DNA binding.
UCUUCGUCCGUUCGCGGAUCAAGGAAGAUAUCGCCUGGGGCAAAAGAUUUUAUACAUCAUCGAAGAGCACAAAAAACUCUCGCGAAAGCUGCGAAAGUGUCAUUCGAGGAUCGGGAGGCGCGCGCGCCCGCGCGCGAAUGCUGGAUUAUCGCCGACGUCCUCGUGCACCAGGUCGUUCGCCGCCGACGCCGAUGAUCGUUCGAUGCCCGUACAAUGGACGUUUUCAAACUCGAUCAGUCGCUGAGCGCGGGUUUGGGCAGCGCCCCGGCGCCGGACACCCUCACGCCGGAGGUGUCGUUCGACGCCGGCAGUGAGUUCAACCUGAGCUUCUUCGACGGCCCGGAGGAGAACAACAGUACCCAGGGCUUCAGCGAUCCCGGUUCCGUGGGUAGCACCAGUGCCUCGCCGCCCCCCGGUACCCCCGGUGGCGCCGUCCCCUCUACCGUCACCGCCGCCGCCGCCGCUGCUGCCGCCGUCGCAGCCGCCCCCGCUUCAGCUUCCUCCGCUGGCGUAAAUAAUCCGCCGCUGCCGAUUGUCCAAGUGCCCUCCGCUGGCAUCGUCAUUAAGCAAGAGCAGCAUUACGCGGCAGCUGAUUCCAACAGUUCGACGCCCGCUAAAAGCUUCGUACCGUGCAAGGUUUGCGGCGAUAAAGCCAGCGGCUACCAUUACGGCGUUACCAGCUGCGAGGGUUGCAAAGGCUUCUUCAGGAGGAGCAUACAGAAGCAGAUAGAAUACAGGUGCUUGAGGGACGGCAAGUGUCUCGUCAUCAGAUUAAAUCGGAACCGCUGCCAGUACUGCAGAUUCAAGAAGUGCCUAGCCGUCGGCAUGUCCAGAGACUCUGUGAGAUACGGCAGGGUGCCGAAACGCUCCAGGGAACGCGGCCCCGAGGACACGAUGGCGACGACCAUGACGACGACGACGACGACGACAACGACGACGACGACGAUGGCGGCCAUGGAAAUGCAGCAACUCACCACGCCCGAUACCGGCAACAACAAUGCCAAUAACAAAAACAACAAUAACAAUAAUAACAACAAUAACAAUAACAACAACAACAACAAUACCCAGAGUCAGAACGCGAUCUCGCGGGUAGCGCCGGCUGCGGUGGUCGAGGCUGAUCAAUCGGACGCUGACGUGAAACAGCUGGCCGUAUACGACGUGAUUCAUCAAGUGUCGCAGGCGCAUCACGCUCACUGCGGCUUCACGGAAGAGUCCACCAGAGGCCUCACGAGAAAACCCAUGAUAAUACCGGCGAGUAAUUCUUCGCAGCCUGCUAGUCCGGAGGAUCCGGAAGCCGCGUCCUCGACUGCAGAGACGGUUGAAUCGCAAAGGAUCUGGCUGUGGCAGCAGUUCGCCACGAGGGUGACGCCAUCGGUACAGAGGGUGGUGGAGUUCGCGAAACGAAUGCCAGGAUUUUGCGAGCUCUCGCAGGAUGAUCAACUGAUCCUGAUCAAAGUCGGCUUCUUCGAGGUGUGGCUCUGUCACAUUUCCAAGAUGACAACCGACAAUUCGAUGACCUUUGAGGAUGGCACCUACUUCACUCGACAGCAACUGGAAUUGAUGUACGAGCCCGACUUUGUGUCCGCGUGGAUGCAAGUCACGUCGUCGCUGAACGCCCAUCAACUGACGGACACCGAGCUGGGCCUGUUCUCGGCGGCGGUGCUGCUGAGCGAGCGACCGGGUUUGAACGAUGUCAAGGCUGUGCAAAGGUUGCAGGAUCGUGUGCUGGAGGCGUUGAGGGUACAAGCAGCGCGACCGUCCGGCGAGGGAUCCGGUGGCUCGGUCACCAGCAUUUCGCAAAGGAUACCCGAGUUAAGAGCGCUCGGCGCCAGGCAUGCCAGCCUUCUCGAUUGGUUCCGCAGAAAUUGGACGAAACUCAAGUUACCGCCGCUGUUCGCCGAGAUAUUCGACAUUCCCAAGUGCGAAGAGGAUUUGCAAUGAAGAGAGAAUAAGGUGCAACGAGAUGAAUGGUACCGAUACCAGAUACUGGCAAGAAACCAAGUUGCUCAGCGCUAUCGAGACUGCUCUGAAUAUCUAGAGAAUCAUUCGUUUUGAUUCAUAGACGGUGAAACAUGAUCACAACGCGAUCCGAAACUGAACGAAGAACGAGCGAAUGGGAACAAGAAAUGAGACAUAUCUCUUGUGAAUAAGGAAUGAAGAUAUUGUCUGUCGCAAAGAAUAUUAGCUAAAUUAAAGAGAAAAGAAAAGCGAAGCCACGGUUGUUGAUAGCGUCUGUGGUUAGCGCCAAUUUUCGCUAAUGUGAAAUAUUUCAAUUGCUC